CUGCAGGAGCGGAUCACUGUGCGCGCGCCCGUGCGGAGUUUCCAGCGCGAGGUAAAACUCGUUCGCGUGUUUUCUUUAAAUGAAGUAUUGAGUGGAAUAUUUUGGUCACUGCCCUGAAAUAUCAGCCGGAGCUUUGAGUCGAGUCCAUCAGAACACACUCUUUACCAGCAAACCCCACUGAAGAUGAUGAAGAUGAUGAAGAUGAAGAGCAUCACGUGUCUUAUAGCCGUUCUUCUGUGUGUGAGAACUGCAGCUUCAGACUCCAGUGUGAUCUGUGAGCUGAAGGAUGUUCCCGGAAACAGCAAUGAUUGGAUCGUCCUGAAGGAAACGCCUCUGGGAUGCUGGACGGAUUUUACCACCCGGGGCGACGAGAGAGAAGUCCACAUCCUAAACCUGCUGUACACACACGAUCAAAAUAUGUUCUUCUCCCUCAACGUAACUGCAGCGAACCCGUCUGUGCUGAUCAUCACCUCUACAGCCACACCAGCCAUCCAGGUCGUGCUUCAGGACAAUCCCGCAGUGGCGAUCGUAGUGACGAAUGGGACUUCAAUAAAGUUUUUGGGAGGAGGAUCUCCGUCUCAUCCGCCAGAAGUUGUGCCGUCGGCAGACGGAGAUUCUGAACUUCUGAAAUGGGCCGCAGAUACAUAUGGAGGAGUCACGUCCUUCACCACGGCACGACAUCCCAGUAACGUCAUUUUCACUGGGAUUAAGGGCAAGCUCUUCCAGCGACCCUCCACAUGUGACCUGCAGCCGGAAACACCAGCAGAUAAACACUUCAUCAACCUGGAGCUGUUCGAGCCAUCCAAUGAGCUGCAAUCGUGUUACAUGAAGCAUCCUGGAGAACAGCUGCACGUGAUUAAUAUUCCUGACGACAUCAAAAUAAGGCAUGUGUCUUUGCAUUUGUCAUCUGAGUCUAAACUGUUCCUCAGAGGUCCACCAAACACUGAGUGGAAAAUCCACUCGAGUCACGACAUCAAAUGUUGGUCCAACAAUCUUAUAAUCUUGAAUGACCUGAGAUUACCCCCGAGGGGAAACGUUUCAGAUGAGGCUGGAGACAUCAGACAGAAGGCUAUGAAAUACUACGACGGCACGUCCAUCAACAGCUACUCUGAGAUCCGUCUGAACGCGCCACACAUCCAGCUGUGGAUCAGUGACUACACCAGCCCCUCAGGACCAGCAGAAGGGCAGCUCACGACACCGGCACCCACUUCUAAAUCAGCGGCUCUUUUUGAGAUGCUGUUGUUCUCGUCUCCAGACUUCAGGUCACCUCUGGAUUCCAGCAGCAAAGUUCUGAGUGACAAGAGGGUCUAUGCGGAGAUCUCCCAUCCGAUCAUCGAAGGGAUCCCGUUCAGCAUCAAGGUCAGCCGGUGUUGGGUUCGAUCCACGCCAGUGGUGAGGAAAAUAUCGCUCAAAGAGGAGUCGUGUUUCAACGACUGCCCCAACAAGCUCAGGUUCUCCUUCGAGAUGCUCCAGGACCUGCCGUCCAGCUCGUGGGACCUCGAAUGCACAGUUCAACUUUGUUUUGCCACGCAUCAUGGGUUUUGUGACAAAGAAACACAAGUCAAGAGGAACUUGCAGGUCAAGCCAUAUAUACCGAACCCAAAUCCGUGUUUUGAGUUCGGUCUCUCGGCUGUUCUGGGAAUCGCGUUCGGAGGAUUCCUGAUCGGGGUUCUCCUCACCGGUGCUUUAUGGUUCAUUAAGAUUCGCACAGGGCAUCCUGUGGCUCUGGGAAUGAGAUCAGCAGCGGCCGAACUCUCAGUGCUUUCUCUAUCCGGAUGCCCAUGUGGUUUGACCAAACGCCAGCCCGUGCCCACCCACCCGUCUCCGUCCGAGGACAGCAGUGCCAACGCCAGCAUCGGCAGCACCCAGAGCACACCCACCAGCAGCAUGGCAUAACGUCAUAACAUAAC
Messenger RNA from Rhinichthys klamathensis goyatoka, 1910 nucleotides. It is a transcript of the gene eng, whose product is annotated as endoglin. The coding region runs from base 187 to 1896 and encodes 569 amino acids. The record is from RefSeq and is a predicted model, not a curated record. Lineage: Eukaryota; Metazoa; Chordata; Actinopteri; Cypriniformes; Leuciscidae. The transcript has 14 exons.